This is a messenger RNA of Pseudogymnoascus destructans, 451 nucleotides long. RefSeq lists its product as uncharacterized. Bases 98 to 451 code for a protein of 117 amino acids. Lineage: Eukaryota; Fungi; Ascomycota; Leotiomycetes; Thelebolales; Thelebolaceae. The transcript has a single exon. The record is from RefSeq and is a predicted model, not a curated record.
GUGGCCGCUGUGGUGAGUACCAAUCUCAUUAUUUGAACAGCUUAAAAGGUUGGUGGGAGCACCCUUUUUUCAUUUGCACUGUAGUGUGCUUGUCAUCAUGCAUUCCAUUCCUCUUGUUGUGGCCCUUUCGUCGCUGGAGUCAGCGGUCUCGAACACAGCUGUUCGAGCCGAUACGUUCACAAACCCAGUCGUUUAUGAAGACUUCGCAGACAAUGAUGUCUCCAAGGGGCCAGAUGGCCUCUUCUACUUCUCUGCCUCUAAUAUGCAUUUUUUUCCUGGAGCACCUAUUCUGCGCUCAGCUGAUCUUGUCAACUGCGAGAUGAUCGGGCACUCGGUGCCGACGCUGAAUUUUGGCUACAACUACAACCUGAAUGGCGGUGUGGCGUACCGCGGCGGUACGUGGGCGUCGACCAUGCGGUACAGGAGAGCGAUAAGACGUGGUACUGGAUAG